This is a messenger RNA of Penicillium cosmopolitanum, 2163 nucleotides long. RefSeq lists its product as uncharacterized. Bases 1 to 2163 code for a protein of 720 amino acids. NCBI's taxonomy places the organism in Eukaryota, Fungi, Ascomycota, Eurotiomycetes, Eurotiales, Aspergillaceae. Gene Ontology annotation, molecular function: dolichyl-phosphate-mannose-protein mannosyltransferase activity. Gene Ontology annotation, biological process: protein O-linked glycosylation via mannose. The transcript is spliced from 6 exons. Gene Ontology annotation, cellular component: membrane; endoplasmic reticulum. The record is from RefSeq and is a predicted model, not a curated record.
AUGGCAGCCAUGGAUACUGCUACCAGUACGGGAGCUCAGAAUAAUGCCGACCUACGUUUCCGGAAUGUCGCAGGAGCUGGAAAACCCCAGACCCCUGUUCUAAACGUGCCGGAGAUAGACGCGAAGAAGAGCAAGGCUGGCCAGUCGCCAUCAUUUUUGCAUGUCCUGGCCCGCUGGGAACCGAUCAUUGCCCCGAUUAUCCUAACUGCUCUUGCGCUCUUCACCCGAUUGUACCGCAUCGGUCGCUCCAACAUUGUCACCUGGGACGAAGCUCAUUUCGGAAAAUUCGGUUCCCAUUAUUUAAAGCGCGAGUUCUACUUCGAUAUGCUAGUUGGCCUUUCAGGCUACCUGGCUGGAUAUAACGGAUCCUUCGAAUUCAAAUCCGGCGAGAAAUACCCCGAAGAUGUCAACUUUACUUUUAUGCGAGCCUUCAAUGCUGCAUUCGGCAUCGUCUGUGUUCCCUUGGCCUACUAUACCGCUCGCGAGCUGAAUUUCCGUCGCGCCACUGUUUGGCUGAUCGCCCUCAUGGUCCUGUUCGAGAACUCAUAUGCGACCAUCUCCCGAUUCAUCCUCCUGGACUCGAUGCUGCUCUGCUUUACCUUUACAACCACGAUGUGCUGGGCGAAAUUCCAUCGCCUGCAACGCUCGAGUUUCUCUCUGGAGUGCGUGAAGUGGGUUGGCUUCUUUUGCACUGCAAUCGUUGGUCUAUACACGAUCGAGGAUUUGUGGAACAAAUUUGGUGAUUUGAAGAUUCCCCAAACUGUGCUCGCAAAGCAUCUUGUUGCUCGGGUGGGAGGCUUAAUUGUCAUCCCAAUCCUUGUCUACAUGUUCUCUUUCUACCUCCACUUCCUCGUUCUCUCCAACAGCGGCCCCGGCGAUGCUCAAAUGAGUUCCCUGUUCCAGGCAAAUCUCCGCGGCACCGAAGUUGGCCGAGACAGUCCUCUGGAAAUCGCACACGGUUCUCGAGUUACCCUCAAGAACAUGGGAUACGGUGGCGGUCUUCUGCAUUCACACGUCCAGACCUACCCUGAGGGCUCGAACCAGCAACAGGUCACCUGCUAUCACCAUAAAGAUUCCAACAACGACUGGUUUAUCUAUCCGAACCGCAACGAAGCGGAGUACGAUGCCACCGCUGACCUGAAGUUCAUUGGCGAUGGAGACCUGAUCCGCCUCAUCCAUGGACAGACCGGCCGGAACCUGCACUCCCAUGCAAUCCCCGCACCUGUUUCGAAGUCUCACCACGAAGUUUCUUGCUAUGGAAAUACCACCAUUGGAGAUGACAAGGACCACUGGCAGGUUGAAGUGGUGGAUGAUGUUGCGUCUAGGGACCGCUCUAAGAUCCGCACACUCACUACUGCUUUCCGCCUCCGUCAUCCUUCGCUGGGCUGCUAUCUACGCGCUGGCAAUGUGAACCUGCCUCAGUGGGGCUUCAAGCAAAUCGAAACAACUUGCGUCAAGGAGAACAAGCCUGGUGAUGUCUACACCCACUGGAACGUAGAGUCACACACCAACGAGCGUUUACCCCCCGGUGACCCCGGUUCUUACAAGUCACCUUUCCUCAAGGACUUCAUUCACCUGAACGUCGCAAUGAUGACAUCGAACAACGCCCUAGUCCCCAACCCAGACAAGCAAGACGAUCUAGCCUCAAAAUUCUGGCAAUGGCCAAUUCUGAACGUCGGCCUCCGAAUGUGCUCCUGGGACGACAGUGUUGUGAAAUACUAUCUUCUCGGUAACCCCCUCGUCUACUGGGGAAGUUCCGCCGGUAUUGUUGGGUUCGGCUUGCUGUUCAUUUGGUAUCUUCUGCGAUGGCAGAGAGGUUACCACGAUCUGAGCCAAGCCGACAUCGACCUCAUCCACUACUCCGGUUUAUACCCUGCCAUUGGUUGGGUGCUACACUACCUGCCAUUUAUCAUCAUGGCCCGAGUGACCUACGUUCACCACUAUUAUCCGGCACUCUACUAUGCGAUUAUCUGCUUCGGAUUCUGCGUUGAUUGGGUUACCCGACGAAUCAAUGUCAAGAUCGCCGCUAUCGUGUAUACCGUUCUCUAUGUCGCCAUUGUUGGUCUCUUUGUCCACUUCCGCGCGAUUGUUUUCGGAAUGGAGGGCUCUAACUCACAGUGGGCCCACCUGCGUUGGCUCCCAGGCUGGAAAAUUUCGAACUGA